AUGGCGUACAAUGGCUACAACUACCCAAGUGCUCCUCCGCCUCCUGCACAGCAACCGCCCUCGCCUUACUACCAGGAGAACGGCCGCUUCUAUGGCACAUACCACCAGGGCCAGUACAUGCUGCCUGUGGAUGAGGACGAGCUGGACAAACUAGACAUCUUUCACAAGUUUUUCUUGGUGACGCGAGACAAGGACUCGUACGGACCUGGCCUGCACCAACACCAGAUCACCGAGGCAAGCCCUCGAAUCCUGGACUUGGGCUGCGGCACGGGCAUCUGGGCCAUUGACAUGGCUGACCGAUUCCACUAUGCCAGGAUUGUGGGACUAGAUCUGAACUAUACUCAGCCGGAGCGUAUCCCCAACACGAUUGAGUUCCGCCGCCAGGAUGUUGAGGAACCGAAUUGGGGCCUGGAGCUAGAUUCGUUUGACCUGGUCCAUCUGCAGAUGAUGGCUGGGAGUAUUAGGGACUGGGCAGCUCUGUACCACAAUGCUUUCCGACAUUUGAAGCCCGGAACAGGGAUGAUCGAGCAUAUUGAAAUCGAUUUCCAGCCUCUGAGCGAUGGGAGUCUCCCAGCGGACGCUAGACUCCUGCAUUGGUACAGCGAGCUCAGUUCAGCUUACGCCCGAGCUGGAAAACCUCUGGCUUUGAACCGCCAGAAUGACGUCGACGUGCUCCUCAGACAGGCCGGGUUCGAUGACAUCCAAUGCUUCACGAGGGACAUCCCAUAUCACCCUUGGCCUGCAGGCGAGAAGGAGAAGGAGAUUGGUCGAUGGUUCAAUCUCGCCAUGGUGCAAGGGCUCCAGGCUAUGACGUUAGCGCCUUUGACACGACAUGCUGGAUACGACAAGACCCAGGUCGACAAACUUGUUGGCGAGGCGAAGAAAGACAUUUUGACCAGAUCCCGCCGGUCAUACUGUAAAAUGCAUAUCUGGACCGCCAAGAGGCCCUUCAAUAAGAGGUACUAG
Neoarthrinium moseri is the source of this 966-nucleotide messenger RNA. RefSeq lists its product as uncharacterized. The transcript has 7 exons. NCBI's taxonomy places the organism in Eukaryota, Fungi, Ascomycota, Sordariomycetes, Amphisphaeriales, Apiosporaceae. The coding region runs from base 1 to 966 and encodes 321 amino acids. Gene Ontology annotation, molecular function: methyltransferase activity. The record is from RefSeq and is a predicted model, not a curated record.